AAAUUUGAUUGAUUUGUGAUUCGGUCUCGGUUUGGCUUGAUCGAUAAUCGAUUCGGUGUUGCUGUGAUGGAUCAAACUGAGAAACAGUUGGACAAAAAGGAGAGAGCCAAGGAGCGUAGGGAGAAACGUCGUCAAGAGAUCUCGCUCCUCCGUAGCAUUCCUUAUUCCGGCAACCAAAAAUGGUGGUCUGCAGAAACUGUAGCUGUGGUGACCGGUGCAAAUCGAGGAAUCGGAUUUCAGAUCACACACCAGCUCGCCUCACAAGGGAUUACUGUCAUUCUAACUUCAAGAGAAGUUGCUGUGGGUGAAGAGUCAGCUAAAGUUCUACAAGAAGGAGGCUUGGAUGUUGCCUUUCACCAGCUCGAUAUCGUAGACGAUGAAUCUAUCAAUUUGUUCUGCGCUUGGGUGAAAGAAAAAUAUGGCGGUAUUGACAUUCUGAUUAAUAAUGCAGGAUAUAGUCUCAAUAUAGGGUCGGAGAAUUCGGUUGAAGCUGCUGAAAAAGUCAUAAAUACCAACUAUUAUGGAACUAAAAAGAUGAUCAAAGCCGCGAUCCCACUAAUGAGGCCAUCUGCUCAAGGUGCGCGGAUAGUUACAGUGAGUUCACGGUUGGGAAGACUUAAUGGCAAGCGAAAUAGGAUUUACGACGACGAUUUAAGGAAACAACUAGAAGACGUAGACAAUCUCUCAGAAGAACUAAUCGACGCGACAAUGACAAAAUUCUUAGAACAAGUCAAAGACGGGACUUGGACAUCUGGAGGAUGGCCUCAAUCAAAUACAGAUUAUUCCUUAUCAAAACUCGCGAUUAAUGCUUUCACUCGUGUCUUGGCAAAGGAAUUCUCCAGCCGACCCGAAGGUGAAAAGAUAUUUAUCAACUGUUACUGCCCGGGUAUGGUGAAAACUGCCAUGACGGGUUGGGCAGGCCAGGUUACACCCGAGGAAGGAGCUGAUACAGCAAUCUGGCUCUCCUUGCUCCCAGACCAAGCUAUCAGUGGCAAAUUCUUUGCCGAAAGGCGCGAGAUACAUUUUUGAAUAAGAGUAUGCGCUGGUGUUACCAAAACAUAAUACACAUAUGCAUUUUUUAUUUUGAUUGUUGUUUAAAUUUAACUGUCUGUCAUAGAAGAGUAUUCACUUUCUUACACAUUUAGAUAUCUGUUUGUAGAUAUG
Molecule: messenger RNA, 1164 nt
Organism: Helianthus annuus (common sunflower)
Lineage: Eukaryota; Viridiplantae; Streptophyta; Magnoliopsida; Asterales; Asteraceae
Product: carbonyl reductase [NADPH] 1
Exons: 4
Coding region: 67-1029 (320 amino acids)
Cellular component (GO): membrane
Molecular function (GO): oxidoreductase activity, acting on the CH-OH group of donors, NAD or NADP as acceptor
Source: RefSeq, a predicted model, not a curated record